CAGACUGCGUUAGAGACGGACUUUCGAGUUUACCCGGCCUAGUCGUGCGUAAGUUGGGGAAUGCGGGGAAUGUUCUGUAUGAGGGGGAUGUUUAUAAAACUGACUGCUCGCUCUGGAAUCAGCUGCCAUACAAAUUCUACCGUGUGACAAAUUUCGAUAGCGGAUAGUUUACAAAUUUCACCACACAACGUAUAUUCAAUUGUUACAGUAAUCAUGGCUACCGGAAUUCUUAAAGUUAAAGACACCAAUGUGGUCGACGAAAAUGGAAAGACAGUCAUUUUACGAGGAGCAGGAUUGGGAGGAUGGCUUAACAUGGAGAAUUUCAUCACGGGAUAUCCUGGCCACGAAUCACAACAUCGUGCAGCAAUGCUCCAAGUUUUGGGGAAGGAGAAAUACGAUUUCUUCUUUGACAAGUGGCUCGAAGCCUUCUUCACCGAAGGUGAUGCAAAGUAUUUUGCUAGCUUGGGUCUGAAUUGUAUUCGGAUUCCGUUCAACUACCGCCAUUUCGAAGAUGACAUGAAUCCCAGAGUGUUAAAAGAGGAGGGGUUCAAGCAUCUCGACAGAGCCAUCGAACUUUGCACCAAACAAGGCAUUUAUACAAUCCUGGAUAUGCAUACGCUACCAGGUGGUCAAAACCCGGGAUGGCACUCUGACAAUGCUACUCCGUACGCGGCAUUUUGGGACUACAAGGACCACCAAGAUCGCACUGUAUGGCUCUGGGAGCAAAUCGUCGAGCGAUACAAGGGAAACCCCUGGAUUGCCGGUUAUAACCCCAUUAAUGAGCCGUGUGACCCGCAGCACGUUCGUCUCCCAGCCUUCUACAAACGUAUUGAGAAGGCAAUCCGGAAAAUAGACCCAGACCACAUUCUUUGGCUGGAUGGAAACACGUUCGCAAUGGAGUUCCGCGGAUUUGAUGAGGUUCUCCCGAAUUGCGUCUAUGCGCUCCACGAUUAUAGUAUGAUGGGCUUUCCAACCGGGCGCCCGUUUACUGGCACAGACGAGCAGAAGGCUAUACUUGCCAGGCAAUAUGCAAGAAAGACGGAGUUCCAUCGUGAAAACAAGACGGCAAUUUGGAAUGGCGAGUUUGGUCCAGUGUACGCCAACCCGCGGUAUGAGCCAGAAGCAGAGAAAAUCAACCAAGGACGGUAUGAGCUCCUCGGCGAACAGAUGAAGAUUUACGAUAAGGCGCAGAUUUCUUGGACCAUCUGGCUGUACAAGGAUAUCGGCCUCCAGGGAAUGGUCCAUACCUCUCCGGAUUCUCCUUGGAACAAGCUUAUUGCUCCGUUCCUUGAGAAGAAGAAGAGGCUCCAGCUCGACUCAUGGGGAAAAUAUCCCUCCGAGGAAGUGGAUAACCUGAUGAAGCCAUUGAUUGAAUGGGUUGAUAAGGUGUCACCAACAGCAAAAGAUCUGUAUCCGACUUCAUGGAAUACGCAGAAGCAUCUGGAUCGCGCAAUUCUGCAGACAUUUCUGAGUGAUUCGCUGCAGAUGGAGUUUGCAGAGCUCUUCAAAGAUAAAAGCUUUGACGAGCUAGAACUAUUAGCAAAGAGCUUCCAGUUCGAUCAGUGUAUCCAGCGGGACGGCUUAAACCGCAUUAUGUCGGAUCAUGCCACAGUGGCUGUGUUGGAGUAACAUUUCCAUGGUUAUUGGAGCGAUACUGGAAUCUCGACGUGGUCAAUUUCCACUUCAGUCUUUGGGCCUGAGCAGAUACAACUGAGAAAAUACUACACGAGGUGUCAACGUCUAGCGGUCCUCAUCCGCAUGCCACUCAUCAUACUCGACGGUAUUAAAUGCUUCCUCUGAGGGGUUGCAUGGCUAUGUGAACACUGAUGAGUUAGUUGGUUUCAUGUAUUUGUAUAAUUGAAUGAUAUAAUCGUUGCUGCUGAAAUCGCCCAUUCCGAAGAAAACUGAGCCCUA
Messenger RNA from Pseudogymnoascus verrucosus, 1914 nucleotides. RefSeq lists its product as uncharacterized. The transcript is spliced from 2 exons. Gene Ontology annotation, cellular component: extracellular region; cell surface. Gene Ontology annotation, molecular function: beta-glucosidase activity. NCBI's taxonomy places the organism in Eukaryota, Fungi, Ascomycota, Leotiomycetes, Thelebolales, Thelebolaceae. The record is from RefSeq and is a predicted model, not a curated record. Gene Ontology annotation, biological process: glucan catabolic process. The coding region runs from base 214 to 1629 and encodes 471 amino acids.